Oldenlandia corymbosa var. corymbosa is the source of this 2547-nucleotide messenger RNA. The record is from the annotation of a GenBank genome assembly. NCBI's taxonomy places the organism in Eukaryota, Viridiplantae, Streptophyta, Magnoliopsida, Gentianales, Rubiaceae.
AUGGCGUUAUCAACUGCUAAGUUAUCAGAAAUGCCAUUGCAGCUUCCACCCCAAUUCUUAUCCUCAUACUCUGCGGCUCCUCGUAAACACUCUGUAUCUAUAUUCUUCCUUAGACCCUUCUGUUCUUCUUCUUCUUCUUCGUCAUCUUCUCUCCGGCCGAACGGAACUCCGACAAAGCCUUUACCUAACAGGGAUUUUGCAAAGUCCAACGCCAGCAAGUAUUCAUCUUCUUGGCUUAACAAAUGGCCGUCCCAAAGUCCACUUCCUCCUGUCCAUUACAAGAACCCCAGAACCGUCCAACCCGAAUUGCAAAGCUCCCGGGUUGAUAAAGAUGACUCGGACCCGCCCCGGACUUCCGCAAUUGAGCGGAUUGUGCUGCGGUUGAGGAACCUCGGGUUGGGCAGUGAUGAUGAGGACGACGAUGAAAUUGCGGAACCCGGAUUGGAUUUGGGUGGUGGUGGCGGGAACGACGUCGUAGGGUGGGCGGAUGGGGAAGAGAAAUUGGGGGAUUUGCUGAAGAGGGAUUGGGUUAGGCCUGAUACGUUGUUGGUUGAGGAUGAGGAAGACCCGGAUUCUAUAUUGUUGCCGUGGGAGAGGGAGGCUGAAGGUGGUGGCGGCGGGCGGGCGGCAGCUCAGGCGGAGGAGGAGAGUCGGAGCAAGAGAAAGACGCCGAAAGCUCCUACUUUAGCAGAACUAACUAUCGAAGAUGAGGAACUGAGGAGAUUGAGGAGAAUGGGGAUGACUUUGAGAGAGAGGAUCAAUGUGGCUAAGGCAGGUGUGACAGGGGAGGUGUUGGAGAAGAUUCAUGAGAAAUGGAGGAAGAAUGAGCUGGUUAGAUUGAAGUUUCAUGAAUCUUUGGCCAAUGAUAUGAGAACUGCUCAUCAGAUUGUUGAGAGGCGUACAGGGGGUUUAGUUAUUUGGAGGUCUGGAAGUGUGAUGGUGGUUUACAGAGGGGCUAAUUAUGAAGGUCCCUUCUCGCGAGCUCAAUCAGUGGGUGGAGAAGGAGAAACACUUUUUAUCCCAGAUGUUUCCUCUUCUGGCAAUCCAUUGACAAAAAAUGGUGGCAAUGUGCAUCCUACAGAGAAACCCAAACUACCUGUACCUGUACCUCUUAGUGUUGAAAACAUGACGGAAGAGGAACUUGAAUACAACAGUCUGCUAGACGGAUUAGGUCCACGGUUUGAAGAUUGGUGGGGAACAGGAAUACUUCCGGUUGAUGCAGAUUUACUUCCUCAGACAGUUCCUGGUUAUAAAACACCUUUCAGACUUCUUCCUGUAGGAAUGAGGUCAAGAUUAACCAAUGCAGAACUGACUAGCUUACGGAAACUUGCUAAAUCACUUCCUUGCCAUUUCGCUCUUGGAAGAAAUAGACACCAUCAAGGUCUGGCAGCUGCUAUAGUCAAGCUCUGGGAGAAGAGUUUAGUUGUGAAAAUUGCUGUGAAACGUGGAAUUCAAAAUACAAACAACAAACUCAUGUCUGAGGAGUUGAAGAUGUUGACUGGGGGAGUUUUGCUUCUUAGGAACAAAUAUUUCAUUAUAAUGUACAGGGGAAAAGAUUUCCUUCCCCCUAGUGUAGCUGCUGCUUUAACAGAAAGACAGGAAAUGACAAAGCAAUCCCAAGAUAUUGAGGAGGAGGUUCGAAUUAAACCAAUCAAUGCAGCACCAGAGGGGGAGGAUGGAAAGGUACUUGCGGGUACUUUGGCUGAGUUUUAUGAGGCUCAGGCCAGGUGGGGAAGAGAAAUAUCUGAAGAAGACCGUGAAAGGAUGAUACAAGAAGCAGCCAGAGAAAAGACAGCAAGGGUGGUGAAGAGACUAGAGCAUAAAUUAUCCCUUGCCCAAGCCAAGAAGCAGAAAGCAGAGAAAUUAUUGGCUAAAAUAGUGUCAACCUGGAUACCAGCUGAUCCAGAUAAUGACCAGGAAAUGAUUACAGAUGAAGAGAAGGCUAUGUUCCGGAAAGUUGGAUUAAGAAUGAAGCCUUACUUGCCCCUCGGUAUUAGGGGUGUUUUUGAUGGUGUGAUUGAGAAUAUGCAUCUGCACUGGAAGCAUAGAGAACUUGUCAAAUUGUUAUCAAAAGAAAAGGUUCUUGCCUUUGUUGAAGAAACUGCAAAACUAUUAGAAUAUGAAAGUGGUGGCUUACUCGUGGCGAUAGAAAAAGUCCCCAAAGGUUAUGUUCUCAUCUUUUAUCGCGGAAAGAAUUAUCGAAGACCUGUCAGCCUGAGGCCUCGCAAUCUGCUCACAAAGGCAAAAGCAUUGAAGCGAAGGGUCGCCUUGCAACGCUACGAGGCCCUUAGUCAGCACAUUGAGGAACUGGAGAGAAAUAUAGAGCAGAUUCAAGGGCAAAUUGGUGAUUCCAGAGACGGGGUAAACCUUGAAACCGCAAACAGUGGGGACUUUGACCUGUCCGAUGAUCUGUCUGAAUUCACUGAUAGUGAAGAUGAGGCUUCACUGGUUUCUGAAGACGGUGAAGAUGAAGAUCUUGAUUGGGAAGAUGAUUCUGAUUCUGACAUUGCAAUGGAGGACUAUGAUUAUACUUUCGCUAAGGGAUGA